This is a messenger RNA of Cotesia congregata, 252 nucleotides long. The record is from the annotation of a GenBank genome assembly. Lineage: Eukaryota; Metazoa; Arthropoda; Insecta; Hymenoptera; Braconidae.
AAGCAGAAAAAUAAUUCGGACAGCCCGGACCGGGAAUCGAACCCGGAUCUUUUGGUUACGCACCAACGGCUCGGACAGUUAAGCUAUCUGAGACAUCGUCCUCGAUGUAACUAUUUAUCAAUAGUUACUUACACUAAUGCACAGUUCGAAAAACAGAAAAAUAAUUCGGACAGCCCGGACCGGGAAUCGAACCCGGAUCUUUUGGUUACGCACCAACGGCUCGGACAGUUAAGCUAUCUGAGACAUCGUCCG